CACAGCCCCUAUUGUAUACGGCAGCCGUGUAGCGGAACAGCCUGCCCGUCCUUUGACAGCUCGGUACCUGACGUCAGGGUACCGUAUGACCGUGAUGAUACUUGGCGACGUGUCAUUGACCAUGGCAAUCAGUUUAAAAUACUAGUGAACCAAGAUUUUGUUUAGAUUUCUUUCUUUCUUUCUUAAGCUAAUAUGCUUGUAAGCUAACGAACUAGCUAGCAUUGCUGACAGCGAACUAACGUUAGCAACUUGUUCACAUUAGCUGGCUAACGUUUGCAACAUGGAUCCUCCCAGCACUGUAAUGGCCAGCAAGCUGUAGCCACACUGUCUCAGUCUCAAUUUGGUAUCUAUGUUCUCGUUUUUUAUUUUAUUUAUUUUUUAACAUAUCUUGAUUAAACAACAAGUGUGUGGUUAGCCAUUUUCUCUUAUCCGCAAGUAUUUCGUGGUCAGUCUAGUUUUCUUUACAGAUAUAACGUCAACAGGCAUUGUUUAUCGAGGCUCAGCUGUAGCUGCCUCUAUUGUUUACAUGGAUACGCUAGGCUGAAAUGCACUGGGGGCAUGUGGUGGUCGUACGCGUAACAAUACUGGAUCAGCUACAGAACAACCACAGUGGACAUAUGGAGAUGGGGCUUUGAAGGAGGACAGCUGUGCCCGCUGGACUGUCUGUGUGGGAGUUGGACACAGGACAGGAGUUUGUUUGUCCAUAGCUUAACCUGAAGCGGUAGCCUACGUAAUAAGGAGAAUGGGAAAUAAACGGUGUUGGAAACUGGUCCACCCUUCAGGCACUGGAAUGUUGCUGAAGACCCUACUGAUCACCAGUGUUCUUGGCUGGGCGAAAUGUCAAGAGAGCCAGAGCAUGACACCAGAGGAGAAGAUUGUAAUCAGGGACCAGAUUAUUGAGAUGUUUGAUCAUGCUUAUGGCAGUUACAUGAAAUAUGCCUAUCCAGCAGAUGAGCUGAUGCCUCUCAGCUGCAGGGGGAGAGUCCGUGGCCAGGAGCCCAAUAGAGGAGACAUAGAUGACUCCUUGGGGAAGUUUUCUCUCACACUGAUUGACACCCUUGAUACCCUGGUGGUGUUAAACAAGCUUGAUGAGUUUGAAGACGCAGUGAGAAAAGCCGUGACAGAUGUACGCCUGGACAACGAUGUGGUGGUGUCUGUGUUUGAGACUAACAUCAGAGUUUUAGGAGGGCUUUUGGGAGCCCACGUGAUGGCUGACCUGCUUCAGCAACGUGGGGAGAGGAUGCAGUGGUAUCGUGAUGAGCUCCUACACAUGGCUAAAGAGUUGGGCCAUCGAUUACUGCCCGCCUUUAACACAACAAGUGGCCUUCCCUACCCUAAGGUGAAUCUGCGUUAUGGAGUCCUAAAUCCACUGUCACGAACAGGCACUGAAUCUGACACCUGCACAGCAUGUGCUGGAACAAUGAUCCUGGAGUUUGCUGCCCUCAGCAGACUUUCAGGAGAGGCUGUGUUUGAGGAACAUGCAAGGAAGGCUCUUGAUGUCCUCUGGCAGAGGAGACAGAGGGGAAGUGACUUGGUGGGGACUGUCAUCAAUAUUCAUAAUGAAGAAUGGGUCCGGAGGGACAGUGGAGUUGGUGCUGGUAUUGACUCAUACUAUGAAUAUCUGAUGAAGGCCUACAUUCUUCUCGGAGACAAUGUUUUUCUGGAAAGGUUCAACGUUCACUACAGUGCCAUUAUGAAGUACAUCAGUCAGCCGCCCCUGCUGCUCAACGUACACAUGCACAACCCCACUGUGAGUGUGCGCAGCUGGAUGGAUUCUCUCCUGGCAUUCUUCCCUGGCUUACAGGUUUUGAGAGGAGAUCUGAAACCAGCUAUUGAGACUCAUGAAAUGCUUUACCAAGUCACCAAACAACACAAAUUCCUCCCAGAGGCUUUCACUACAGAGUUUAGAGUUCAUUGGGGCCAACACCUACUGAGACCAGAGUUUGCAGAAAGCACCUACUACCUCUAUAAGGCCACUGCUGACCCCUACUACCUCAGAGUGGGACAGUCCAUAGUGGAAAAGCUCAAUGCCUAUGCCAGGGUGCCUUGUGGGUUUGCUGCUGUUCAAGAUGUCCGCACCGGGACGCAUGAAGACAGGAUGGACUCGUUCUUUUUGGCUGAGAUGUUUAAAUACCUGUACCUGCUGUUUUCGGAGAAGAGCCAGCUGCCCAUCGAUAUUGACGACUACAUCUUCACAACGGAGGCUCACCUGCUUCCUGUAUCUCUCUCCACCACCCAGCCGCCCUGUCAAGGCAACAACACGGAGACUGUUCCUGGUUCUCAAGAAGAAGAUCUGUUCACACACUCCUGCCCCAGCAUGGAGACGUUAUUCCCAAACAACCCGACGUUUGCCAAAACCAUCCGGGACAGCUACAAGUACCUCACUGGGGUGGGAAGAGCCUUCCACCCCUUACCUGUCAGGGAAAUUGAACUACCGCUCCAUGAUAAUGGGAUGGAGCCAGUAGAGUUCUUGAAAAGCAUGGGCAUUUCUCUCACUCCACUAAAUGAGGUCAUGGCAGGAGACACCAGAAGUCGGAAGGAGCAUAAAGGAGUGUACCGGGUAAAACUUGUGGCAGAGGUGAGCCAUACACUUGAGGAGGAGGAGGUAGUGCCCCAUGUUGUUCAGCUCAUAUCGCCCCCAUUUCUGGGUAGGACAGUCCUCACAGCGGGACCUGCCAAGUUUGGGAUGGACCUCACCAAGCAGGAACACGGGGUGAAGGGCAGCGUAAUGAAAGCCUCUCCCUACACUGCAUGUGGACCAAUAGAUAAUACAGUGGAGCUCAAAGGACACAUUGCUCUGGCACUGCGUGGGGACUGCAUGUUUGCUGUAAAAGCUCGUUGGCUGCAGGAAGCAGGAGCCAUUGGAGUCAUCUUUAUAGACCACCGUGAGGGAAGUAAUAGCAAGGAAACUCCCCUGUUCCAGAUGGUUGGAGAUGGCGACUCCACUGAAGACAUUACCCUGCCUUUGGUCUUCCUGUUCAGCCAAGAGGGGGCCUUGCUCACAGCAGCUCUGGAGGAACAUCACAAUGUGGAUGUGCUGUUGCUUCCCAAGGAGAGGCAGCUGGGACAUGAUAAGACAGAAAAACCUGUCAGCAUUAACAUCAAACUCCACCUGGCAGAAGAGGGGGAGCUGGAGGAAGUAUCAUCCAGAAGACCCACCUUGGAGUUUAUCUUAGAGGAACAGGAGAUGCUUCUGAAGGAAGAGGAGGAAGAAGAGCUCAGAGGACAACAACAACAUCCGCAGCAGCAGUUCUGCUCCGAGGAAACAGAGAAUGACAGGACUGCACUGGGUUCAGCAGAUUCCUCUCAAAACGCAAACUCUAACAGUGGACCAGAUGCAAAUCCCUGACCACUGCUGAUCCCAAAGCAGCCAACUACGACCUCUCAUUAGUUUCUGAAUGGCGUGUGUCUCAGAGCCCUUCACUGCCCGACAUGGAGCACUAACUAACUAACUCGAUUUUGAAAACCUAAAAAUGGUUCUACAUUCAUUGGACGGAUUUGCAGUGGGGCUUUUAUUCUGUAUGGUGCAGGUCUCUCUGAAAUGAGGGAUGUCCUGAGACUAAACUAGACAGUUGAAGCUAAAAGCUGUAGGUCAACAUGCCCACACCUAGCCUGUAGUGUUGCUAUUGUAGGCUCACAAAAGAUGAUCGUGAUGAUAAUGAUUUCGAUCAUUUACUAGAAUUUGAAAUGACCUCACCCUAGAGGAAAACAUGUACUCAGCUAGGCUUUUAUGCAAUGCAGUUUGUUUUUAUUGUAGAGUGCACCUUUUCACUUGAACAACUACUGUUAAAUAUUCAGUGAUGGUGAACGGAAUUUAUUACUUGGCCAGUAGGUGGUGUUAGCUACUGAGCUAAUACAAUGUUAGUAGAUGAAGGAGAUGAGCUGGGGCCAAUUUGGGAAGUUUAUUUUGUACUUAUAAGCAACUUCAGGGAAUUUCAAGCGUGAAUGCAGUUUCCUAGGAUGACCCAUUUGAGCAUCACAGGUUGGCCUGCAGUCCCGGACUGCUAUGCACUUUGAAACACAGGUAUGAUCGUUCAUGGCAGAUUCAUUUUUUUGUGUGUGUGUUUGCAAAAAGUGAUUGCAGUUAUUUAUCGUCCCAUUUACAUUGUAAAACCAUGCAAUGUUUUAGCCACCUUAAAUAAGGAAUAUUCUACAGGGUUUAGUUUUUCUUAAACAGAAAAUCAUCUAAAAUUGCAGGAGUCAGACUGGAAAGGCCAAUUGAAUUCUGUACAUUGUUUCUAAAGUACGAUAGAUACAGUUGUCUUUUAUCAUACUUUCUACACAAACUAAAACUAUUUCAGGGCAUUUUUUAAUGUGUAAUCACUUUAUGGAUCAAUUAGGGAGAUGCAUAACUAUUUGAUUAGUUUGUUCAUAUUCACUUCAUUCUCACUACUAAUUUGUUGUGUUUUGUGGUACAAUAAAUGUGAGUUGAUGUUUGCGUGGGGGGAGACACUUUUAAUGCCAGAGUAUGUUUUAUUAUAUGUUUUUUUUACAGUGGAUGUGUUCCUGAUGCUGCUGAGUUUCAGUCUUAAUCCAACAUGACAUUUUUUUGUUUUUUUGUUUAGCCUUUAUGAGGCUUUGCCAACCUGUAUACCUCAGGACUAUAACAGUUCACACAUAGAAAAGGACUGCAGACAAGAAGUAGGGGAUUCUUUUUAUCAUUUUUUUAUGCAAUUUCAUUUUUUCCAACCGUUUUAAGGUUUCUGUUGAUCAGUGGCUGAAAGUCAAGUGCCAAAAGAUAUGCAUAAAAUGGCUCCUGUUUCUGUUUCACAUCUUCUCUGUUUUUAGUUUCAGACUGUGAGCUGAGGCAGUCUCAUAAAUACAUUUGAAAUCACAA
Messenger RNA from Etheostoma cragini (Arkansas darter), 4837 nucleotides. Its product is annotated as ER degradation-enhancing alpha-mannosidase-like protein 3. Lineage: Eukaryota; Metazoa; Chordata; Actinopteri; Perciformes; Percidae. Gene Ontology annotation, biological process: mannose trimming involved in glycoprotein ERAD pathway; carbohydrate metabolic process; endoplasmic reticulum mannose trimming. The record is from RefSeq and is a predicted model, not a curated record. Bases 743 to 3349 code for a protein of 868 amino acids. Gene Ontology annotation, molecular function: mannosyl-oligosaccharide 1,2-alpha-mannosidase activity; calcium ion binding. Gene Ontology annotation, cellular component: endoplasmic reticulum; membrane. The transcript has 20 exons.